Molecule: messenger RNA, 2802 nt
Organism: Ailuropoda melanoleuca (giant panda)
Lineage: Eukaryota; Metazoa; Chordata; Mammalia; Carnivora; Ursidae
Gene: NIM1K
Product: NIM1 serine/threonine protein kinase
Exons: 5
Coding region: 1356-2666 (436 amino acids)
Biological process (GO): microtubule cytoskeleton organization; intracellular signal transduction; protein phosphorylation
Cellular component (GO): cytoplasm
Molecular function (GO): ATP binding; tau-protein kinase activity
Source: RefSeq, a predicted model, not a curated record
GGGGCGGGCCUGCGAGCGGCGCCCGUGACCCCGGCGAGCCGAGGGGCAGACGGAAACAAGACUGCCGGCGGGGCGGGGGGCGAGCUGGGGUCAGGAGAAGGGUAGGCGCUCCGGGGAGGGGGGCCCUCUCGGGCCGCCCGGCGCGCGCGAGCAGGGGGCGUUGGAGCGGGAGGCGCGGGUGCCGGUGCCGGUGCCUGUGCGGUGUGUGGAGCCCCUGGGUCUGGGCGCGCGUGUGUCCCCGCGUCCCGGCGCCGUGCUGGCCCCGCGUGGGUGUGCGCGCCCGCACCCGAGCCCGGGAGGACUGCUUCGCGCCUCACCCGGCGCACACCUGGCGCGGAAGCGGAGCCCCAGGGCGCGAGCCCAGGUGUGGACAGUUUGUACCGAGCGCUGGGGACUGGCAGUGAGGGCAGUGACAGCGAACAGCACACCCCAUACCACGACGCUCCCUAAAGAAUCGUGCUUCUUUUGAAGACUGCACAAAAGCGCUUCAAAAGAUGGUUUCUGUUAGUGUUGCAAAAGCACUUCUAAUUUUGGUUACCAUGGUAACCGAAGAAGUCGCCCCGCACCGUUGAGACGCUGCUUGGCUGGAAACAGGAACUGUUCUUGAGAUCUGCUCACGUCCCCUCAUGUCACCAUGGGUGAAUCAGCACCUGCCGAAUUUUUGAGACAGCUCACGGCUUAGAGGAAGGCUCGUCUAAAUAAAGGCCAGCUAAAGUGACAUUGCCGGGAUUUAAUCCCUCUCUGGCAGCCCGUGUGACCAGAAGGCUGAUUUGCAAGUUUCUUCUUUACCGGGGUCCAGAUGAUUGCAUCCCCAGGGGCCCUGCGACUCACGAGCAGAAGAGCAAAAUGAAGGAGGUCAGAGCUGGAGGCCGGCAGCAGGGACCUGGGGGCCUCCACGGGGCUCUUACCCACCAGAGUGGAAGAUUCUUGGGCCAUCAAAGGAAAUAGUAAACUGGAGCCUUUGUCCUGGGACGCGGCCACCUACCACAGAGCAUCAGACCGCAUGAGCAGCCAGGAGGUUCCUGGAGCCGAUCAGGGAAGUGGUUAUGGUAACUGGAUGUUACCAGAUGGUGAGAGCUGGGCAGUGCACUGUGAAGGAAGGCGUGAAAUGUCUGCGGUGAGGGGGGCAGCUCUUGGCCUGGCCCGGCAGUCUCUGCUGGCCUGUUCGCCUCUGCCCUCCUCUCCCUGAAGCCACGAAGGGGACUGCGUGGCUCUGCAGGCCAGCCGUCACGGACGCGGGGCUCUGGCAGGCCCUGACUCCCCUCGCCCAGCCCCUGGGCUCUUUGCUCUGCUCCUCCCCCUGCCCUCCGUCAGUGCCUGUCGGCCGAGGUGGAGAUGUGAGCUUGUGGUGGACGAUGACCGCCGUGUACGUGAAUGGAGGUGGCCUGGUGACCCCCCACUAUGCCCGGUGGGAUCGACGGGAGAGCGUGGAAAGUGGCUGUCAGACAGAGUGCAGCAAGGACGAGGACGAGGGGCAGCCCCGCCAGCUGACACCCUUUGAGAAGCUGACGCAGGACAUGUCCCAAGAUGAGAAGGUGGUGAGAGAGAUCACGUUGGGGAAACGGAUUGGCUUCUACCGAAUCCGAGGGGAAAUUGGAAGUGGGAACUUUUCCCAAGUCAAGCUCGGAAUUCACUCCCUAACCAAAGAAAAGGUGGCCAUUAAGAUUCUGGACAAGACCAAGUUAGACCAGAAAACCCAAAGGCUACUAUCCCGCGAAAUUUCCAGCAUGGAAAAACUGCACCAUCCCAACAUCAUCCGUCUGUACGAAGUUGUGGAGACCCUAUCCAAGCUCCACUUGGUGAUGGAGUAUGCAGGGGGUGGAGAGCUCUUUGGAAAAAUUAGCACUGAAGGGAAGCUCUCAGAGCCGGAAAGCAAGCUCAUCUUCUCCCAGAUCGUGUCUGCCGUGAAGCACAUGCAUGAGAACCAAAUUAUUCAUAGAGACCUGAAAGCAGAAAACGUAUUUUAUACCAAUAAUACUUGCGUGAAGGUGGGUGAUUUUGGAUUCAGCACAGUAAGUAAAAAAGGCGAAAUGCUCAAUACUUUCUGUGGGUCGCCUCCUUACGCUGCGCCCGAGCUUUUCCGAGAUGAGCAUUACGUGGGCAUUUACGUGGACAUCUGGGCCCUGGGGGUGCUCCUGUACUUCAUGGUGACGGGCACCAUGCCCUUUCGGGCAGAGACCGUGGCCAAGCUGAAGAAGAGCAUCCUGGAGGGCACAUACAGUGUGCCCCCGCAUGUGUCCGAGCCCUGCCUCCGCCUCAUCCGCAGCGUCCUGCAGCCCAUACCCACCGACAGGCACGGGAUCGACUCCAUCAUGAACAACGAGUGGCUGCAAGGGGUGCCGUGCCCCACCCCUCUGGAGCCCUUCCAGCUGGAUCCCAAACAUUUGUCCGAAACCAGCACUCUCAAAGAAGAAGAAAAUGAGGUCAAAAGCACUUUAGAACAUUUGGGUAUUACGGAAGAGCACAUCCGGAACAACCGAGGGCGUGACGCCCGGAGCCCCAUCACCGGAGUCUACCGGAUCAUUCUCCACAGGGUCCAAAGGAGAAAGGCUUUGGAAAGUGUCCCAAUAAUGAUACUACCGGACCCUAAAGAAAGGGACCUAAAGAAAGGGUCCCGUGUCUAUAGAGGCAUAAGACACACAUCUAAAUUUUGUUCAAUUUUAUAAAUUGUGUUAAACUGCUGGUCAUUAACCAAGAGCAUUGUUGCUGCUUUUAAAUUUUUUCAUGGACAACUUGGGUGGAGACAUUUUUGUAAUUUUUAAAUAAAUUUAAAUUUAAGAUAUGAGUUCCCCCCCAAAAAAA